Messenger RNA from Letharia columbiana, 444 nucleotides. RefSeq lists its product as uncharacterized. NCBI's taxonomy places the organism in Eukaryota, Fungi, Ascomycota, Lecanoromycetes, Lecanorales, Parmeliaceae. The transcript is spliced from 4 exons. The coding region runs from base 1 to 444 and encodes 147 amino acids. The record is from RefSeq and is a predicted model, not a curated record.
AUGUCUCAAUUCAGCGAAAAGGAGCUUCAGCUCAUGGCCGCCAUGGUCAAGAACUUCGAAGGCAGCAUCACCGCCUUCGUUAACUGGGACCAAGCAGCUCUUGACUCGGGCUAUCAGGACUCUAGGAACGCGAAGGUCAUGUGGGGCCGUCUGGCCAAGAAGCUCGCCACUGCUCCCGCCGCUCCUGCCGCUGACGGAGACGACGACAAUGCCGGCGAGGGUUCUACUGCUCUUACUGCAACUCCCACUAAGGCUAGCAAGAAACGCAAGGCUGCUGGCACUCCUCAAGCUGACAGCACCCCUGCCAAAGCCCGUCGUUCUACUAAGAAGGCCAAGAGCUCUGGAGGCCUGGUCGACCAGCUCAACGCUAAGAAUGAGGCUGCUGCUGCUAACGUCAAUCCCGAGGGCCGUUCAAGCGAAGCCGAAACCUUGAUUGAGCAGUAA